GGGGCCCUCGGGCGCCAGGCGGGGCAUGGACCAGCGGCCGCCCCCAUGAGGGUCCCGGGAGGGGGGCGCGCGCAGCAGCGGCGGGGCCAUGGGGUCGCAGGUGUUGCAGAUCCUGCGCCAAGGGGUGUGGGCCUCGCUCACUGGCGGUUGGUUCUUCGACCCGCACCAGAGCACCUUCUCCAACUGCUUCCACCUUUACGUCUGGAUCUUCCUGCUCACCUUUCCUUUUUUGCUGUACAUGGUCCUGCCCCCCAGCGUGAUGGUGGCCGGUGUGUACUGCUUCGUGGUGGCUGUCAUCUUCACUACCAUCAAGACCGUGAACUAUCGGCUACAUGCUAUGUUCGAUCAGGGCGAGAUUGUGGAGAAGCGCAACUCGACCAUGGGGGAGCCAGAGGAGGAGCCUGCGCAGGGGGACAGCAGUCUGCCCAGGGACCCUGGUGUGGAGAUGACAGUGUUUCGGAAAGUGAGUUCCACACCUCCGGUACGCUGUAGCUCCCAGCAUUCUGUGUUUGGCUUCAACCAGGUCUCGGAGCUGCUGCCCCGGAUGGAGGACUCUGGGCCCCUCAGAGACAUCAAGGAACUGGUGCGUGAGCAGGGCAGCAACAAUGUGAUCGUGACCUCAGCGGAUCGAGAGAUGCUGAAGCUAAGCUCACAGGAGAAACUGAUUGGAGACCUUCCCCAGACACCCCCGGGGGCUGCCCCAGACCCCUCUCUCCCCAGCACAGACUCUUCAGAACGUUCUCCCUUGGCUGGGGAUGGAGCCCCCUGGAGUGGGAGCAGUGUGGCCGACACUCCCAUGAGCCCCCUUCUGAAGGGGAGCCUCAGCCAGGAGCUGAGCAAGAGCUUCCUGACCCUGACCCGGCCUGAGCGGGCCCUUGUGAGGACCAGCAGUCGACGGGAACAACGCCGGGGAGCAGGCGGCUACCAGCCCCUGGACCGGCGGGGCUCCGGUGAGCCCACGCCCCAGAAAGCGGGCUCCUCGGAUUCCUGCUUCAGUGGCACUGACAGGGAGACGUUGAGCAGCUUCAAGAGCGAGAAGACCAACUCAACCCAUCUGGACAGCCCCCCCGGUGGGCAAGCCCCCGAGGGCAGCGACACAGACCCCCCGUCUGAGGCUGAGCUGCCCGCAUCACCAGAUGCCGGAGUCCCGUCUGAUGACACGCUGCGUUCCUUUGACACAGUCAUAGGAGCAGGGACGCCACCGGGCCCAGCUGAGCCACUCCUGGUUGUGCGGCCCAAGGACUUGGCCUUGCUACGGCCCACCAAGCGGCGGCCCCCCAUGCGAAGACACUCCCCGCCUGGCCGUGCCCCUCGGCGGCCCCUGCUUGAAGGUGGGGGCUUCUUUGAGGACGAAGACACCAGCGAGGGCAGCGAGCUGAGCCCAGCCUCCAGCCUCCGCUCUCAGCGCCGCUACAGUACUGACAGCUCUUCUUCCACUUCCUGCUAUUCCCCCGAGAGCCCCCGUGGUGCAGCAGGGGGACCCCGGAAGCGACGGGCCCCCCAUGGGGCUGAGGAGGGGGCUGCUGUGCCCCCCAAGCGGCCCUACGGGACCCAGCGGACGCCUAGUACCGCCAGCGCCAAAACGCAUGCCCGCGUGCUGAGCAUGGAUGGGGCCGGGGGUGAUGUCCUAAGGGCCCCCCUGGCUGGCUCCAAGGCUGAGCUGGAGGCCCAGGCGGGGGUGGAGCUGGCUUCUGGUGAGCCUGCUCUGCUGCCCGCUGAGGCCCACAGGGGACCUGCUGCCAACCAGCCCGGCUGGCGGGGGGAGCUGCAAGAGGAAGGUGCUGUGGGGGGAGCAGCUGACGAGACUGGCAAGCGGGACCGCACGAGCAGUGUGCGGCGGACUCAGGCCAUCCGCAGGCGCCACAAUGCGGGCAGCAACCCCACCCCUCCAGCCUCUGUCAUGGGCUCGCCGCCCAGCAGCCUGCAGGAGGCUCAGCGCAGCCGGGCGGCCUCUCACUCCCGGGCGCUGACGCUGCCCUCCGCCCUGCACUUCGCUUCCUCCCUGCUGCUCACGCGGGCCGGCGCCACCGUGCACGAGGCCUGCACCUUUGAUGACACGUCCGAGGGUGCCGUGCACUACUUCUACGACGAGAGCGGUGUGCGGCGUUCCUACACCUUCGGCCUAGCUGGAGGCGGCUACGAGAACCCUGUGGGGCAGCAGGGGGAGCAGGCAGCCAAUGGAGCUUGGGACCGCCACUCGCAUUCCUCCAGCUUCCACUCGGCCGAUGUCCCUGAGGCAGCGGGUGGCCUGAACCUGCUGCAGCCGAGGCCCGUGGUUCUGCAGGGCAUGCAGGUGCGCCGUGUGCCCCUGGAGAUCCCGGAGUUUGACCUGCUGGACCAGGACUCCCUGCACGAAUCCCAGGAGCAGACGCUGAUGGAGGAGGCGCCGCCGCGGGCCCAGCACAGCUACAAGUACUGGCUGCUUCCUGGCCGCUGGACGUCCGUGCGCUACGAGCGGCUGGCCCUCCUGGCCCUGCUGGACCGGACUCGGGGGCUGGUGGAGAACAUACUCGGCAUCGGCCUGAGCAGCCUCGUCGCCUUCCUGGGCUACCUGUUGCUGCUCAAGGGCUUCUUCACGGAUAUUUGGGUGUUCCAGUUCUGCUUGGUCAUCGCCUCCUGCCAGUAUUCCCUGCUGAAGAGCGUCCAGCCUGAUGCGGCAUCUCCCAUGCAUGGCCACAACUGGGUGAUCGCAUAUAGCCGGCCUGUCUACUUCUGUAUCUGCUGUCUGCUCAUCUGGCUGCUGGACGCCCUGGGCUCAGCUCAGCCCUUCCCCCCCGUCUCCCUGUACGGCCUCACCCUCUUCUCCGCCUCCUUCUUCUUCUGUGCCCGUGACGUGGCCACCGUGUUUACCUUGUGCUUCCCGUUCGUCUUCCUCCUGGGCCUCCUGCCCCAGGUCAACACUUGCCUCAUGUACCUGCUGGAGCAGAUAGAUAUGCAUGGCUUCGGGGGCACAGCUGCCACCAGCCCGCUCACGGCAGUCUUCAGCCUGUCCCGCAGCCUGCUCGCUGCUGCCCUGCUCUAUGGUUUCUGCCUUGGGGCCAUCAAGACUCCUUGGCCGGAGCAGCACGUCCCUGUCCUCUUCUCGGUCUUCUGUGGCCUCCUGGUGGCACUGUCCUACCACCUGAGCCGUCAGAGCAGUGACCCCACUGUGCUCUGGUCCCUGAUCAGGAGCAAGCUCUUCCCCGAGCUGGAGGAGCGGAGCUUGGAGACAGCUCGGGCUGAGCCCCCAGACCCACUGCCAGACAAGAUGCGCCAGUCGGUGCGUGAGGUCCUGCACUCUGACCUGGUGAUGUGUGUGGUGAUUGCCGUGCUCACCUUCGCCGUCAGCGCCAGCACCGUCUUCAUCGCCCUGAAGUCGGUGCUGGGCUUCGUGCUGUAUGCCCUGGCCGGGGCCGUGGGCUUCUUCACGCACUACCUGCUGCCACAGCUCCGCAAACAGCUGCCCUGGUUCUGCCUGUCGCAGCCUGUGCUGAAGCCGUCUGAGUACAGCCAGUAUGAAGUGCGAGGCGCUGCGCAGGUGAUGUGGUUUGAGAAGCUGUAUGCCAGCCUUCAGUGCAUCGAGAAGUACCUCAUCUACCCUGCCGUGGUGCUCAAUGCCCUCACGGUGGACGCCCAUGCCGUCGUCAGCCACCCGGACAAGUUCUGCCUCUACUGCCGGGCGCUGCUGAUGACGGUGGCUGGGCUGAAGCUGUUGCGCUCAGCCUUCUGCUGCCCACCCCAGCAGUACCUGACCUUGGCCUUCACUGUCCUGCUCUUCCACUUCGACUACCCACGCCUCUCCCAGGGCUUUUUGCUCGACUACUUCCUCAUGUCCCUGUUCUGCAGCAAGCUGUGGGACCUGCUGUACAAGCUGCGUUUUGUGCUGACCUACAUCGCGCCCUGGCAGAUCACCUGGGGCUCUGCUUUCCACGCUUUCGCCCAGCCCUUUGCCGUGCCUCACUCGGCCAUGCUGUUCGUUCAAGCUCUGCUCUCGGCACUUUUCUCCACGCCACUCAACCCCCUGCUGGGCAGCGCCGUCUUCAUCAUGUCCUACGCGCGGCCCCUCAAGUUCUGGGAGCGCGACUACAACACUAAACGUGUGGAUCAUUCCAACACCCGCCUGGUCACACAGCUGGAUCGGAACCCCGGCGCUGACGACAACAACCUCAACUCCAUCUUCUACGAGCACUUGACACGCUCGCUGCAGCACACGCUGUGUGGGGACCUGGUGCUGGGCCGCUGGGGCAACUAUGGCCCCGGCGACUGCUUUGUCCUGGCCUCCGACUACCUCAACGCCCUGGUGCACCUCAUCGAAGUCGGCAAUGGCCUCGUCACCUUCCAGCUGCGUGGCCUUGAGUUCCGGGGUACAUACUGCCAGCAGCGCGAGGUCGAGGCCAUCACGGAGGGCGUGGAGGAGGAUGAGGGCUGCUGCUGCUGUGAGCCCGGCCACCUGCCGCGGGUCCUGUCCUUCAAUGCCGCCUUCGGGCAGCGCUGGCUGGCCUGGGAGGUGACGGCCAGCAAGUAUGUGCUGGAGGGCUACAGCAUCAGCGACAAUAACGCGGCCUCCAUGCUGCAGGUCUUUGAUCUCCGCAAGAUCCUCAUCACUUACUACGUCAAGAGCAUCAUCUACUACGUGAGCCGCUCACCGAAGCUGGAGGCGUGGCUCAAUCACGAGGGCAUCGCAGCAGCCCUGCGGCCCGUGAGGGCGCCGGGCUACGCUGACUCGGACCCCACCUUCUCACUGAGUGUGGAUGAGGACUAUGACCUUCGCCUCUCCGGCCUCUCACUGCCUUCCUUCUGUGCGGUGCACCUUGAGUGGAUCCAGUACUGUGCCUCCCGGCGCAGCCAGCCUGUGGACCAAGAUUGGAACUCGCCGCUGGUCACGCUGUGUUUUGGCCUGUGUGUGCUGGGCCGACGGGCCCUGGGGACAGCCUCGCAUAGCAUGUCUGCCAGCCUGGAACCCUUCCUCUACGGCCUGCACGCCCUGUUCAAGGGGGACUUCCGCAUCACCUCCCCGCGUGAUGAGUGGGUCUUUGCUGACAUGGACCUGCUUCAUCGUGUGGUGGCACCCGGGGUUCGCAUGGCCCUCAAGCUUCACCAGGACCACUUCACAUCACCAGAUGAGUACGAGGAGCCGGCCGCUCUGUAUGAUGCCAUCGCCGCCAACGAGGAGCGCCUGGUCAUCUCACAUGAGGGUGACCCGGCCUGGCGCAGCGCCAUCCUCAGCAACACACCCUCACUGCUGGCUCUGCGCCACGUCCUGGAUGACGCCUCCGACGAGUACAAGAUCAUCAUGCUCAACCGGCGCCACCUCAGCUUCCGAGUCAUCAAGGUGCGGAGGGAGGUUUCUCACCUCUAUAUUUUCAAAGACUUCCAGCUCAUGAGGCUAGUGCCUAAAAUUAUCAGCCUUGACCUUGGCGAAAGCCUUUCUCUGAGCCUCAAGUUCUCCAGCUUAUAA
Messenger RNA from Leptonychotes weddellii (Weddell seal), 5437 nucleotides. Lineage: Eukaryota; Metazoa; Chordata; Mammalia; Carnivora; Phocidae. The record is from RefSeq and is a predicted model, not a curated record.